UCCCUCAAAAUCUCGAGCUGGGCCAAGGAGAUGGGCGCCCCGCUGCGGGGAAUGUCUGGCCCGAGCACCCUGCUGGGGGAGAGGCCUGUGACUCCACCUCACGAGGUGGCCAAAGUCUCCUCGGGCACCGGCGGGUCGCCGUUGGGCUUAUCACGAAAGCGGAGGCGGACGUGGACAACAAAGCAGCCCCCAGCCCGGCUGCAGUUUCCCGAGACUUCCAGGCCUGGGGAGCGUGGAGGCCCGAGACCCUCUGAGACUCCUCCGGUUUCGGGUGCUAUUUGCGAGGGGAGCAGUGGGGACCCUCUCCUUUCCGUAGCUUGUUAUUUCAGGAUUCUGCCCCUCUUCCAGAGGCAGUCAUAAUGAUGAAUCUGAAGCGGGUUUGCCGAAGGAGCGGACGCGUCUCCUUUCCAGGGCCACCUAGUUCACAGGAGUCCCAUUUCCCGCCCUCCUUCACGCUCCACGAUCCCACCCAAGAGCUGCAGCUGCGCCCUGCAGGCCGCGGAGACCCGCUGGGACCAGUUUCGUGGGGAGGGAGGUGGUCCCGCCUGUCUCGCUGCGCAGUGGUGGCUGAACCGGCGGCGGCGGAGGAGGCGGGAGCCCGUUGUCCCGAGGGCCUGUGGCCUCUGCCCCCACAGGUGUCACCAAGAGUGACCUACACACGGAUGCGGCCACAGCAGUCUGAGGACGUCAGCUUCCUCUACCACCCCUGUGCCCACCCCUGGCUGAAGCUCCAGCUUGCUCUUCUGGCCCACACUUGUGUGGCCCAGCCCUCACUGGCCCCUGACUCCAGCCUCACCCAGGAUCGGCCCCUCGUACUGGCAGCAUGGGGCUUAGCGCUGGAGAUGGCGAGGGUGGAGCCGGCCCGGGCUGCCCACUGGCUGAAGAGGAGGCAGCGGCAGAAGCAGAGGAGAGAGAAAGCUGGGUUCCGUUCUGACACUGUUCCUGGGCCCCCUUCCUUGGUGCCCAUGCUGGGCAGAGGGAGGCUGUGCAGUCAGCAAGGGUGUGUGCAGGCCCCGGCUUUGGCCUUUACUCUGCGGAGCUGGCAGCCACCCGGCGUGGAGGUGGCAUCUAGUGGACAUGGGCAGCUCUUUCUUAGUGGUGCCAGGAGACGUGGGCUGCGGGCUGCCCUUGGUCUCCAGCCCACACCCUCAGCCCCGAGGUUCCCCUCUGUUUCCCCAGGGAGCUUGGAGGCCAAACAGCCCAUGUUGGGAUCUCAGGGUGAAGGCAAUAAUGCCGGGUCUGUGUCCACUGGCCCACUGCUGCCUGGGGGACCAGGAAGCAAUGUCAGCUCCAGGCUGGAGGUUCAGCUGUCCAAAGGGCAGAACAGUCCUGGGGGCUGUGCCUGUCCGGGUCAGGCUUCCCCGGCCCCUCGGGCGGCAGGGCCACCGAGGGCCGCCCGCGGCCCUACCCCGCGCACAGAGGAGGCCGCCUGGGCGGCCAUGGCCCUGACUUUCCUGUUGGUGCUGCUCACGCUGGCCACGCUCUGCACUCGGCUGCACCGAAACUUCCGACGCGGGGAGAGCAUCUACUGGGAGCCCACGGUGGACAGCCGGGACACCGUGGCUGCUGUGCUGAAGCGGAGGCUGCUCAUGCCCCCUCGCCGGGUCAAGCGCUCCCGCCGGAGACCCCUCCUCCCGCCCACGCCGGACAGCGGCCCGGACGGGGACAGCUCCGAGUGACCUGCACCAGCCCUGCCGCUGUGGCAGGUUCGGCUCCUCCCCCCGCCGGAGGCCGCAACCUCCGCCACGUGGCCCGCGCGCGGGGCGGCCCCCUGGCGGCCGGAGGGAGCAGUCACGCCCGAGCGCGGCAGAUGGGCUGAUCCUUAGUGUGUGGUUUGCUGGGAGGAAUGGGGUUGGGGAGAGGGAGGAGAGAGAAAGGAGCAGUUUCAAACUUCCGUUGCAAAAACUCCGUUUUUAUUAAAUUAUUUUAGUAGAG
Molecule: messenger RNA, 1935 nt
Organism: Bubalus bubalis (water buffalo)
Lineage: Eukaryota; Metazoa; Chordata; Mammalia; Artiodactyla; Bovidae
Gene: TP53I13
Product: tumor protein p53 inducible protein 13
Exons: 7
Coding region: 360-1679 (439 amino acids)
Cellular component (GO): cytoplasm
Source: RefSeq, a predicted model, not a curated record